UGUGCGUUGGAAAUCAGAGAGGGAGCCACAAGUCUGCAGGGCUAGUGCUCCACUACAAGCUGAAGAGAAAGACAGGAGGGAGGAGAGGAGAAGACAGGAGGAAAACAAUGCUGAUCUGCCUCUUCCCAGAGUUAGUCAGGAAAAGCUGCACAUUCUUUGCAGCGCUGUUGCUGAUUUUCCAAGGGGCAACUGAGGCAGAGGGAACCUUAGAGAGAAAAGCUGCAGCUGUGGGAUCCUCGGUGCUCCUGCCUGCACCAGACAACGUAAAGGGGAUGACGUUCCUGCAGUGGGAAUAUCUAAAUGGCACCACGUCCCACUUCAUUGUGCAGUACCACAAAGGUUCACCGGAUCCAACUGCCCACGCACCCUCUGGAGGCAGAGUCAUUUUCUAUCCAGCCAAUGGAUCCCUCUUGCUGGAAAAUGUGCAAGAGACAGACAAUGGGAUCUAUGCAGCAACGAUCAAUAUGGUAGAAAGCGAAGCCAGGAGAAUCCUGCUGCAAGUUCUCAAGCCUGUAUCCCGGCCUCAGCUAUGGAGCAAUUCUCUUCUGGUACAGUCAGCUAUUAAGUUAUUCUGUGAUGUGUCAGAGGGCAGAGUGGACACUAUUGUUUGGAAGAAGGAUGGGAAGCACCUUCCACAGGAGAGAGAUUUCCACCUCUCCAAAAAUCUCAGUAUUUUGAACAUACCAGAGGGGCAGAAAUCAGACUGUGGCUCCUAUUCCUGCAAUGUCAGCAAUGAGAUCAGCUGGCAGGAAUCCUCACUUAAUUUGACCAUUGCAGGUAUCUCACCUGCAUUGCAAGAUAGUCUGAGAAUUUCUGUGGUUGCAUUGGUGUUUGCUGCUGUCUCAGGAUGGGGCUUAAUUGUCCCAUUUUGUCAACCAGAGAAGCUAAGAAUUAGGGGACAGCUGUGGAGAUGGCUCAGUGCUUACAUUCAUGGGCUGGUGUGUGUCUCUUCUAUCCUGGCAUCUGCAGCUGCUCUGCUCUGGAUGCGAGAAGAAGGUCCCUCUGCUGCCUUUGUAUUGCCUGAAAUUCUCCUUACAUAUGUAAUACUGGUGACAUGCCUGCUAACAGCUGUAAUAACAGUCCGACCUCAAAAGCUCAAUGGGUUUACAAGCAAAGCAUCACACCGCACGCUGGACUUUGCUGCUCCUGGCGGGGUGAUUUUAGUUGUGCUGAUUGCUGUUCUCCUAAUAAAGAAGAUCCACCAACUCCAAGAAAAAGAUUGCACCGAGUCUGUUGAUUUAACCGCCACAGUUAGCAUGGCCGUAGCAUCCCUUCUUCCUCUCCUAGCAAUCUUUGCGUGCUAUCACAUUAACCAAACAUGGCAGAGAGAAGGACAGGACCCCAGAGGGCAAAUCAUGCAGGUGAGUCUUGAACACACUUCUGCUUGUCCUCUUCAGUAGGAGUCCAUUCACUUCUUUCAUGAGUCCCGUGUGUCUGCCUUUGUUUUCCUGUCUCAUUAGACCACUCCAGUCUUACCCUACAGGCUAAUAUUCCAAAUGUUUCUUAAUUGUUUUGGUUUCAUUGUGAGGCACAUAGUAUCGCUACUGAAUAAAUUGCCUCAAAAUAGUUAAAUGUCUUUUUUUUUUUGUCCUUCUUUUUUGGUGGGUUGAUUUUGUUUUCUAUUACUUUCCCUUCCUAUUUUUUUUCCAACCCAAACUUGUAAGGUAGGAGAGCUCAUUUUUAAAAACAAAAUAAUAUUUUAAACUAUCCCUUAGAUAUUAUUUAUUGAGAUUUUAUGAUGCCAAUGCUUAUACGCUUGGUGGUUUAUAAAGUGUAAGUAACUCUAAUCAGUACACAAAUUCUAACGGAAGAGGAAUCAAAUUACCAGAUAAGAGCCUGAUCAAAUUCUCAUACAGUGGAGGGUGGAUGGGGAUGGAUGAGUAGAUGGGUGGGUGGAUGAAUGGGGGAGGGCAUUGAAUCAGGAUCUAUAUCCACCUCUAUAUGUGGCCUAUUCAUCUAUCAAGUUAUCCCAGUAAAAAAUGCCCAUACAAGGUGGGUUAAGCAGCAUGUUCCAAGUUCUUGCUGACCAAGCGGGAGAUGGGUAUUUCAACUUCAUAGGGCGCUUCACAGAGUUUGUCCUGCAUGACCUCUCCAUAUAUGUGUAUCAUUAAUACAUAUGAAGUUAUGAGAAUUGUGUUCUAUGGUUGUCACUAAAACAUACUGUAAAUUGGGGAAUCAGACAGAUAUUAGCUCCCCAGAGGCAACAGCAAGGAAAGUAGCCAACACCCGGGUGGGGUGUCAAACAACCCAUCAACAGCCACUGUCCAGCAAAGGAGCCACAAUGCAAUGAUUCACCUGCAUGAGGCCACACCAGGGGAAUUGCUCAACCUUGCUUGGAGAGAUUCAGCAAUACCCCCCAGACAUGCCUGGACUUGUGCUCCCCAAGCACAUGGACUGAUGGUAUAAAACAGACAGAGUGGACACAUACUGGGCCCAUCUCCUUUCCCCACCUUUGCUGCAAGCAACUAAGACACCGAGAAGAAGACAAGACUCCAACGCAGGAGAUUAACCCAGGUUUAAGGAACAAACCGGUAUAUUAAGGACUGCAGUAUCCAGUGGGGUGAGAAAAAACUGCUUAAUCUAGAUG
Molecule: messenger RNA, 2587 nt
Organism: Mauremys mutica (yellowpond turtle)
Lineage: Eukaryota; Metazoa; Chordata; Testudines; Geoemydidae
Product: CD276 antigen-like
Exons: 11
Coding region: 108-1400 (430 amino acids)
Source: RefSeq, a predicted model, not a curated record